Molecule: messenger RNA, 1413 nt
Organism: Malus domestica (apple)
Lineage: Eukaryota; Viridiplantae; Streptophyta; Magnoliopsida; Rosales; Rosaceae
Source: RefSeq, a predicted model, not a curated record
AUGUUAGAUGCCUCAGCGGGUGGUGCAUUGGUUGACAUGACUCCGGUGGCUGCGAAGACUCUAAUUGCAAACCGAGCACACAAUGCACAACAAUAUGAGGGUGUUGGACAAAGAGAAAGCCCACGGCAACAUAGUGUGAAUGAGGUUGUAAUUGGGUCAAAACCACAAGAAAAUCAAGUUUGCACCGUGUACUCCAUUCAAGGGCAUCCAUCCGAGAAGUGCCCUCAGUUAAUCGAGAAUGGUGGAUGGGAAUCUGCCAAUGCUAUUGCAUUCCAAGGCCAAAAUCAAACCAAAUACGAUCCAUACUCGAACACAUACAACCCCGGAUGGAGAGAUCACCCUAACAUGAAGUGGAGAGAGCCCCAACAACCUACACAACAAGGGGGAUUUCGGCAAAACCCCCCUGGGUUCCCACGGCCAUAUCAACAAAAUCAAUCACUUCCGGCCCAAUCUAGAACAGAUGUGAAUCCGAAUGGAGGAUUUGAAUCUGCCAAAGCCAUCAUAUUGCGUAGUGGAAAAGAAGUUGGAAGUGAGUCCGACACUCCCAAAUCUGCCCAAGAAGAGGAUGACAAGCUGCAAGAAAAGGAGGGAAGCAUUAGCACAACCACGACAAGGGUGAAACAAACCUUGCCGCAAGCCCCUAUCCUUCCUAAUUUGGCCAAACAAGGUAUGUUGAGUUCAAAUUCACUUAAUACUAAUCUGACCAAUGUUCCUUUUCCUCAUAGGUUCAUGCAAUCGAAGAAGGAUGAGAAUGAGAAGGACAUUCUAGAAACAUUCCGAAAAGUGCAAGUAAACAUUCCACUCCUUAAGGCAAUUAAACAAGUCCCAAAAUAUGUCAAAUUUCUCAAGGAGCUGUGCACAAACAAGAGAAGAAUGUCUAACAAAGAGGUAGUUAAGGUAAGUGAAAAUGUUUCAGCCGUAUUGCAACGUAAACUACCUACUAAAUGCAAAGAUCCCGGUAGAUUUAUGAUUCCUUGUAUAAUUGGCACUACUCGGUUUGAACAUGCAAUGCUUGACUUAGGUGCAUCCAUAAAUGUCAUGCCUUAUUCUAUUUAUGAAUCUAUGAAUUUGGGUGAAUUGAAAAAGGAUGGUGUGAUCAUACAAUUGGCUGAUCGUUCUAACGCUUAUCCAAAGGGAGUAUUGGAGGAUGUUUUAGUACAGGUGAACCAUUUGAUCUUCCCGGCUGAUUUUUACGUUUUAGACAUGGAAGAUUCAGCCCAUUCCACCUCUCUGCCGAUUCUCCUUGGUAGGCCAUUCAUGAAGAUAGCCCGUACAAAGAUUGAUGUGUUCAAGGGCACUUUGACGAUGGAAUUCAAUGGGGAAGUUAUCGAUUUUAAUAUUUCUGAAACUAUGAGAUAUCCCGUUGAUGACCAUUCAUGUUUUUCUAUUGAUAUCAUUGAUUCAUUGGCGUAG